AUGGAAUCCGGAGCCAUCACCGAUGCCCAAAUCACAGCCUCAUCAAGCUUCGAUGAGCAAUCCGUCGGCCCACAGAAUGCUAGGAUUCGAAGCGAAAAAGCUUCCGGAGCGUGGUGUCCGAAGAGCCAGAUCCAUGGCACCAAUUACGAGUUUAUUCAGAUCAACCUCAACCAAACCCACGUCCUGACCGGUGUCGAGACCCAAGGCCGUUAUGGUAAUGGGACCGGGAAGGAGUUCGCCACAAACUUCAUGAUCGACUACCUACGAGAGGGCGCCCAGUGGAUCCGAUACCGUAAUCGGAGUGGACAUGAGCUCCUUGAUGGUAAUAAGGACACCAUGACGGCAUUACUGACCAAGUUGGACCCGCCGAUCAUCGCCUCCAGAAUCCGGCUAGUGCCCACUAGCAAGCAGAUGAGGACGAUGUGUAUGCGGUUGGAGCUGUUUGGGUGUCCGAAUUAUGACGGCCUGAUGUUCUACACUCAACAUCCGGAGGGCUCCAGGAUCGGCUUCCUCGACUUUAGAGACCGAAACUUUGAGCAGGUCGAGCCUACCGGUGAUGUCAAAAGGGGUCUGGGCACGCUGGCUGACGGAAAAAUUGGGACUAGAUCUCCGUACGAGGAUACCCCUGAUAACACUACCUGGAUCGGAUGGAAUAAGGAGCAGACAGGAGGCGAGAUCAAGCUCCACUUCGACUUCGACACGGUCCGCAACUUCUCCAGCGUCGAGUUCCACGCGUUCGGCGAGAAGAUGGACCAGAUUGCAGUCAUGUUCAGCCAAGACGGCGUCAUCUUCCCCGAUUCCUCCACGAUCAUGUCCGUCGAUCAGGCGGUAAACAAAUCGAUGCGCAUCUUCCAGAUCAGAAUCCCACUCCACAAAAGGCCAGGGAAGGCCUUAAAGGUCAACAUCAAAUUUCUGACCGAGUGGUUCUUCCUCAGCGAGAUCAAUUUCAAUUCAAUACUCUACAAUCUUCCAAACGGGAUCCAAGAAAUCCCGGUAGAAAUCGAAGAGACGACCGUGACACCUGAAGUGAAUCUGGGAGGGUUACUGUAUGCUGCCCUCGCCCUCAUCGCCUUUUUGAUUCUCAUCUGCUGCUUCUGCUCCAUUUUAUUCCUCAGGCGGAGGAAGCCCAGGGAGAAGGAGCCGCUGGAUAUUUAUGAAGGCGACUCUCGAGCUGCGAUGAUCGUGACGACGAUGGGUAAUGGAAGAACCUACCCUUCCCAUUCCUACAUCAACCAGCUGAACUCAAUGUUUUCGGGCGAGAAAACUGUGAGCACAAGCCUCUCCUCAAAGAGCAACAGUUCGACAAAGUCGGCAAAAACCGACGCACCUUCCUGGCAGGACUUCCAUUUCCCGCCACCUCCUCCCAAGGGUGUACAAGUUAAUGGUACCGAGGGCCACUACGCCGACCCCUCCCACACUCUACCACUUCUCCCAUCAAUGCCGCGCCCAACAACCCUCCAAAAAACGGCCAGCACCCUGCAUAAAAGCCCGAAAAAGCACAAGAUGUACGUCGAUGACAGUCUCCACUACGCUACGUCAAACAUUUUCACAACGUACGGGUUCGAUGCAAUCCAAAAAGUGAACAACAACGAUUUGGAAAUCGGCGCCGACCUGGGUGAGGGGAAGUUCACAUUAGUGCGUGAAUGCCGGACACCGUACUUUGCGAGAGCGGCACAUAAAUGUGCGAAGGAUCGCGGGAAUAUUCAUGCGAGGAAAGCCCUCCUCGACGAACUUCGCACGCUCUCCAACCUCUCCAACCCGCGGCUCGUCAAGCUGCUGGCAAUGGACGAGGACGCGGGAAUGAUUCUCGAGUUGGCUGAGUUGGGCGAUGUUCGAACCCUGUUAAAAUCGAAUCGAAAAAUUGGACUCGACAAUCUACUCACCAUCUGCAUCGAUGCUGCCCGUGGUCUCGAAUAUCUGGAGCAGAUGCAAAUCAUCCACGGUCAUUUCACGCCUGGGAAUGUGUUGAUAGAUGGGAAUUUGAGAGCAAAGAUAUCCGCCCCGCGAGGCCAAAAUCAUCAUGCCCAGCUGCGUUACAGCGCUCCAGAGAGUAUCGUGAUGAACAUAUGGUCGAGCAAAUCGGACAUGUGGUCAUUUGCCGUCACCACCUGGGAGAUUGUCCAAUUCGGAGAGCAUCUACCCUAUGAAGGCUUCAACAACGCUGAACUUGUCGAGAAUGCGCAGCGGGUGUUGAGCAGGGAUAAGGAGACGCUCCACCUCGUCCCGCCCGAGACGAUUCCGCGCGUAUUCCAAGAAGCCCUGAAGAAGGCCUUCCGACCGGAUCCGGAAAACCGGCCAACCUUCUCUGAGUUGACACCCAGAUUGGCGUCGUUUUACGAAUUC
Messenger RNA from Mesorhabditis spiculigera, 2343 nucleotides. The record is from the annotation of a GenBank genome assembly. Lineage: Eukaryota; Metazoa; Nematoda; Chromadorea; Rhabditida; Rhabditidae.